GUUGGGCUCUAUAUAUUCAUGUUGAAGGCCAGGAAGCGAGGGGAGGAGUGGAAAGGGGCAGCAGAGCAGAAACCUGUUUCUGAGGGGAACACAGGAGGGGAGAAUCCCCAUUCAAUAAAGAACCCACUAUAUAUAUAUAUAUUUUUCCCUCUGAAAAUCAAGAAUUCAGAACAGAACGAAUGGGUGUAGAAAUUCAGCACAAAAUCAACAACGAAGAUGACGCUAUUGCUGUUGCUGUUGUAGCGCCGGUGAUACUGGGGCUACAGCCAUCAGCUCUGGUUGACCACGUCGCAACUGUUGAUUUGUCCCUCCUCUCCCGAAUCCCAGGAGAGCCCGGCGGCUCCUUCCCCGUUGCGGCCGAAGAGCUGAAGUUCGUCUUGGGUGAGGUUAACGCCCAUACUAUUGCUUCUCCAGAAACUACUUCCUCAUUGAAGACCAUAGCAGGUGGAAGUGUUGCGAAUACUAUUAGAGGUCUGGCUGCUGGUUUUGGGAUUACUUGUGGUAUAAUUGGGGCGUGCGGUGAUGAUGAUCAAGGAAGUUUGUUUAUAGAUAAUAUGAGCUUUUACAAAGUUGAUCUCUCAAGAUUGAGGCUGAAAAAUGGGUCUACUGCACAGUGUGUUUGCUUAGUUGAUGAAUUGGGCAAUCGUACAAUGCGGCCAUGCCUCUCUGGUGCCGUCAAAAUUCAGGCAAAUGAUUUGACUACAGAAGACUUGAAAGGUUCCAAGUGGCUUGUCCUGAGAUAUGCAAUAUUUAACAUAGAAGUUAUUCAGGCAGCCAUUAAAAUUGCCAAGCAAGAGGGUGUUUCUGUUUCACUAGAUCUGGCCAGUUUUGAGAUGGUACGGAAGUUCAGGUUGCCACUUCUACAGUUACUGGAAUCAGGGAGCAUAGACCUAUGCUUUGCCAAUGAGGAUGAAGCUGCUGAAUUGCUGAGGGAUGAAGAGAAUGCCGCAGAUCCUGAGUCUGCUCUUGAUUUUUUGGCAAAACACUGUCAAUGGGCAGUGGUGACAUUGGGUGCAAAGGGAUGCAUUGCAAAACAUGGAAAAGAGGUUGUCCGUGUUCCAGCAAUUGGAGAAGCAAAGGCAGUUGAUGCCACUGGUGCAGGCGACCUCUUUGCUAGCGGGUUUCUGUAUGGAUUGGUGAAGGGGCUAUCACUAGAGGAGUGCUGCAAGAUUGGCUCUUGCAGCGGCGGUUCCGUCAUCCGUUCUCUUGGCGGUGAGGUAACUCCAGAGAACUGGCAGUGGAUGUAUAAACAAAUGCACACGAAAGGACUCCCGAUUCCCGAGCCCCACAAUUUUGUCCUAUAAAAGCUGAAAUUUAUGCAUUCUUGGCGUUGAUGGAGGUUACCAAGAACGAGUCGAUUUUCGUAACUUGAAGCACAAGGCAAUUUGGAGUUGCAUUUUAGGGCGCUGGUUUUAUUAAUGCCUGCAACUGCUGUCUUUAACCUUCGCAGACUGUGUUGCAAACUAAUAUUUCAAUUGUUCAACUUACGAUAUCAAAAUCGUCUGAUUCAGCAUUUUAAUUGCAUUGUAAGGCCUCGUACUUAUGUUUCUUGAUGCUGGAUUCUUACCAGCGAGUUGGAGCUUCAACCUGUAUCAUUAUUCAAUGUCAGUCAUUGUCUUUUUAAUGAUAAAUGUUCUUCUAGUUC
Messenger RNA from Sesamum indicum (sesame), 1645 nucleotides. RefSeq lists its product as uncharacterized. The record is from RefSeq and is a predicted model, not a curated record. NCBI's taxonomy places the organism in Eukaryota, Viridiplantae, Streptophyta, Magnoliopsida, Lamiales, Pedaliaceae.